Molecule: messenger RNA, 3033 nt
Organism: Fulvia fulva
Lineage: Eukaryota; Fungi; Ascomycota; Dothideomycetes; Mycosphaerellales; Mycosphaerellaceae
Exons: 2
Coding region: 1-3033 (1010 amino acids)
Source: RefSeq, a predicted model, not a curated record
AUGCCACCUGCACUACGCAGGUCGUCCCUCCAAACCCUUCCUGGUUGUUGGAAAGUGGUCGCAGGAACAGGGCCGUUCGUCGCCUUACGUUUGCAGCACUACGCGCUCAUAAUGCCGCCAAUCUGCCUCUCAGCUCUUUGCCAGCUGGUUUUUCUUCUUCUGGUACUUUUACAUAAUGCUGCGGCGCUGAAAUUCUACACUAAUCCUACGAGCUUACUAUCUCACCAUAGCACACCUGAUACGACGAGAAUCUCAAGUAUAGAGGGCUCGCAAAUACGAGACUUGGGUAGUUACAUCCUACAAGGACUGGACAAUGGUCACACAACUGCCGAUGCUCGUACAACCACAACCGCACUAGGCGCGCAGCACGCAAACCAGACGAGCCAAACCUCUAACCUUGGCACAGUCACAUCUAAAGCCUCCUAUUCUCGUGCGUCGUUCACAUCUCCUACGCCGAUGCGGUCCGAUGUAUGGAACGUGACCUCGAGCUUCAACGCAAAGCCUGAAGCUGUUUCGAAAGCAAGAAAAUGCUGGUCCGAUAUUAUGACUUGGAGCAGCUCGAGCGCGGCUUGGUGGAAUGAGCAUGUGGCAAACCGUACAUGGCCGAUGACAAGCACCGAGGAGCCUGACAAGUAUUUAACAUCAUGGACCAAGACCAUAUAUCCGCCAGACGUGAGCACUUACAAACUAUGUGAUGGUACCCCACGAGUCAACGCACGACCAACGACACUGUCUAGUUACUACAACACCACCACAACAACAUACACACGAACUUUUGCCGCAGUCCCAACGUUUCGACCACAGCCGUGCGACCCAUCUCCUCAAGACUGCCAUAUCUGGUACGCCGACUCUAGCAUCAAGCAAUUGAACGAGAACGCGCUGCUCAAACAGUGCGGUAACCCUGCCCACGGUACGAAUGGACCUUGCGUAUUCGGCAUAAAGGGCGCCGUUGAGCUCAUCUACUUCCCCGUCGAGACUCUCGGCUCGAACGGCAGCUUGUGUACAGGCAAUGGCUCAACUCUCCCGGCCACACCUACGGGCACGGGGCCGAACAAGAUCACGACUCUCGGGCAUACCUUCACCAGUGGCUCAGCAUACAUCUCCAUUCAAUCUUUGUCUGCGUACAUUGAUGGCUUCUUCUACACUGUUGGUCCAACUUUCACCGACCUGAUCUUGACGUUGGCUUCUUCAGAAGUCUCUACACAAUGCGGCGGUAUUCGAAACCAUGCCACCCAGAUGAAAUGGGAAGACCUCAACUGGCCAGUACCUGCCAGCGCAUACAGUUGCCAGGAUCGAUGUGGACAUGGAAGACUCGAGGACCAGGUUGCAGGUACCACGCCGACACAAUGUUCGACCAUCUGGAGUGAUGUUAAUCCGCUACUGGCGAUUCCAACGAUGAUCACGGACCUGGCCCCUGAGUUCUCGACGUGCAUAAUCGAGUCGAAUGGCAAUCUAGCGAAUUUUUGGUUUGACCCGCCCAUCGCUCUGCAGCCAGCUGCAGCGAAAGCCACCCCAACAUUAUCAUCGCAGCCGAGCACGACGCCUGCUUCCGUUGGAGAUUCGCCGAUUAAGCCAACCCCAGACAGUACGGCAACAUUUGGAAUCACAGAACCGAUCACAACGACUGUUGAGAAUGUCCCUCCCCCACCGAGCCAAAGCGCGGGACCUGCUUAUCCAUCCUCUGCAGACGCCGCUCAUCCUUCCUCCAUUAAUGUUGAAUCACCCAAUGGUCCGGACGUCUCGCUUGGACACUCUAGUGCGAGCCGUCUUGAUGUAAAGCCUACAAUGCAGCACUCUGGACCUGAACCUGUGGAGAGCGAUGCUGCUGAUGAUCAUCCGAUCAGUCAGUCACCAACAUCUGUAGUCGCACCCGUCGCUGCACCUCCGGCUCUUUCUGUCCUGACAGAAGCUCUGUCGACUUACACCUCCUCGUCUGCGUUAUCGAACGCGCCAAACACCGAGGGUGGCCAAAGUGUAAGUCAAGGUACACUACCAAACCUAUCGAAUGGUCUCCCCGAUCCAACUGAUGCGGCCGGCGGGGCUAUUUUCACCUUUGACCCUGUCGAGACCAGCAAGCCUACUGCGACUACUGUCAAUGACUCGCCAGAGGUGCCGGUGAUCCCGGGACUAUCUGUUAGUACAGACUCCAAAGGAUGGAUUGUCGUCUCCCCCAGCGGACAUACAGCUACUGCGACACACCAAGCGAGUGGUGGAACUCUGCCCUCCAUCACAGGCAUUUCUGUUCCGCAACCUCUUAUAUUCACGGCCCAAGACCCUGGAGGCAACCCCCGAACGGUUGUGAUCGAUGGACAGGCCGUGCCCGCCGACGGUGCUAUAACAUUCUUGGGCCAAACAAUCUCACACGUCAGAUCUGGAUUGGCAAUCAUCCCUGCGCCAACGAGCGAAAUAACAGGUCUCGCACCGACUGUUCUGCAAGCUGGUGAUCUAACAUUGACUGCGAAGCCGGUGUCCGGCGACCCUAAUGCCGUCGUCAUCCAUGAUACUACGCUCACCCAAGGUGGUUCUGCAGCGACCAUCAGUGGUCAAAUUGUCACGCAAGCGUCCGACGGUCUUCAUUUGAUAGGCCCAUCUUCGACAAUCCCAUUCAGCCCCACCACCCCGGCUUCCAAAACGUCUUCCAGCGCCCCUGUCGAGAUCUAUGUUCUCGGCUCCGUCACCAUGUCUGCUACUCCUGAUCCGCACUAUGUCAAUGGGUGGUUGGUAGAUGGUACGAGCUUAUCAUACGAGACCGGGAGUAUUGUCAUCGAUGGGCUCACAAUCACGCAUGCGUGGGGUGCGAUGGAGAUCUCUGGGACAGAGAUGAGUACAGUUGGAGUUGCGAAGACGGCGACCAGCUUGCCUUCUGUGAAGAUACAUACGUUGACGAGAGGCACGAGCACGAAAUCUGAAGAAAGUACUGCUGCUGUGGCGACCAGUGAAGUGGCGGCCAGCUCUGUAGGAGCCAGAUUGCAGCGUGGUGAUGCUGUGCUGCUGACCAUGUUGUUAACCAUCAUGAGCAUAAUCGUAAUUUGA